AUGAUUCUCAUCAACAACCAGUUUCCCGGACCCCUCAUUGAGUGCAAUGAAGGCGACACCAUCGUCGUUCAUGUCCACAACGAGGCCGUCAACGCAACGGCGAUCCAUUUCCAUGGCAUGUACCAGAACGGCACAAACUCCAUGGAUGGCACUGUGGGCGUCACGCAAUGCCCAAUUGCUCCCAACGCAACAUUCACCUACCGAUUCACCGUCAGCGGCCAAUCUGGGACGUAUUGGUACCAUGCACACCACAGCGUCCAGGCUUCGGACGGUCUAGUUGGCCCCAUGGUUGUCCAUUCUCGGAAUGACAAACCUUGGACAGAUGUCUACCACAGCGAUCGGGUGGUCAUGAUCCAGGACCACUAUCACAACACCUCCGCCGAGCUCCUCAUGGACUAUCUUCAGCCAGAUCAGGAGAACGACGAACCUGUGCCGUCAAGUGGUCUCAUCAACGGCCAAAACUACCGGGACUGCGCCGCAUUUGAUGGAUGGGAAUGCGAAAAUAAGGCUCCUCGGCUAGAGUCCUUGGCUUCGUUCGACUUGGCCCCAAACCAACGACAUCAUCUUCGUUUCAUCAACACCGGCGCUUUUGCAGAGUUCCAAGUCGAGAUCGAUGAGCACCUCUUCUCCAUCACGGAAGUUGAUGGGACUGCCGUUCAACCUGCAUCGUUCCAUCGCCUCAACAUCCUGCCGGCUCAGCGUUAUAGCGUGGUCAUUGAAACCAAUAUUACCACCGCAGACUCUUUCUGGAUGCGUGCCAGGAUGGUCACACACUGUUUCGCCAAGGAAAACGAGUGGCUCGACCCGGAAGUCAAAGGCAUCAUCCGCUACGUCGAGUCAUCGAUGAAGAGCAAUGUGUCCGAACCGCAGAGUAAAAGAUGGGACGAAGCCCUCGAUGUUGAUUGUCGCGAUAUGGACACCGCUACCCUCAAGCCCAUCGACGCAAUGGCUGCGCCCCAAACUUCAGCAUCAAUGUAUCUUCGCGCCAACUUUGAGAUCGGAGCCUGGCGUCUAUCGCGCGGGUUUUUCAACAAGUCAACUUGGCAUGGGAACGCCACGUCUCCGUCUCUAUACCGCAUCAUCAACGCAGCAACAGUCAACAACCAGACAGCUUUGCCGCUCACGACAGGAGUAAACGAGGUUUUGUUCGAUUCGGAGAAGGAGUUCGUGUACCAGACGACGGGCAUCGAAACUGUGGAUAUCGUCAUCAGCAACUUCGAUGACGGGGCUCAUCCCUUCCAUCUUCACGGACACAAGUUCUUCGUGCUGAAGCAGUCGCCAACGGGAUAUCCCCCCGAGGACAUCGCGGAACUUGAGAAAGAGCUGACGGCGUCUGGCGUGCUGGAGAACCCCCUCAGAAGAGACACCGUAACCGUUCAGGGUUACGGAUGGGCAGUCAUCAGAGUCGUGCUGGAUAAUCCAGGCAUGUGGGCAUUCCAUUGCCAUAAUGCGUGGCACGCAGAGUCGGGCAUGAUGAUGGUAAUUGCCGCAGGAGUUGAGACAGCAAAGGAAUGGAAAGUGAGCGAGGAGGAGGUGGCGUUGUGUAGCCUGCCAGGAGUUGAGAAAGGAGUUCGGCCAGACGAUAAGAUCUGGUUUGGGAACUUUGGCGACUAA
Molecule: messenger RNA, 1614 nt
Organism: Colletotrichum karsti
Lineage: Eukaryota; Fungi; Ascomycota; Sordariomycetes; Glomerellales; Glomerellaceae
Product: l-ascorbate oxidase
Exons: 1
Coding region: 1-1614 (537 amino acids)
Molecular function (GO): oxidoreductase activity; copper ion binding
Source: RefSeq, a predicted model, not a curated record